This is a messenger RNA of Histoplasma capsulatum G186AR, 1592 nucleotides long. RefSeq names its product golgi transport complex component Cog5. Gene Ontology annotation, cellular component: COG complex. The record is from RefSeq and is a predicted model, not a curated record. The transcript has 3 exons. Lineage: Eukaryota; Fungi; Ascomycota; Eurotiomycetes; Onygenales; Ajellomycetaceae. Gene Ontology annotation, biological process: intra-Golgi vesicle-mediated transport. The coding region runs from base 78 to 1592 and encodes 504 amino acids.
CGCGAAAUUCCUUUCUCAUAUAUAUCGUUUUGUUUAUUUAUACUUAAGGGAAUAAAGUAGGGACGUAUAUGUAAAAGAUGGCCGAUUCUGAGCCGUCGUAUAUCGAUUACGAAGCUUUCCUUGAUCCCUCAUUCUCCCCUGCUGCUUUCGCCAACACCCUUGUCACAAGCACAAACAACCCGUCCGAUACCCCGCUUGAUCUCUCGACUCCAUUGUCUCGUGUCCUCUUCGAUAUCCAAGAAAUCGACACCCAUAUCCAUACAUUGGCUACGAAAUCUGCGCUUCCACUACUUACACAUACGCGCGGCCAGACCGACGCUGGUCAGCGGGUUUUGGAGGCGGUAGAAGGGCAGGUUUCUGCAUUAAGGGAGGGAUAUAGGAGGCUGGAGAAGGAUGUUUUAGAGCGGUGGGAAAGUGCGGAGGAGGUUCGAGGUGCUGCCGAAAGAUCAUGGGCAACUGUGAGAUUAGCAAGGGCAGUGGGAAGGUGUUUGGUGCUAGGUAGGCAGCUGGAAGGCCAGAUGCUGGAGUUGACUGGCCGCCCAGUUGGAACGGGCCCAGACAGUGGAAGCUCGCUAGUGGUAGAAGAUCAUAGGGCACUUGUGCGGGCUUCUAACACGCUGUUAAUGCUUCGGCGGAUGUUUACCACCACUGAAGAUGAGGAGUGUUUUGGGCUUGAUCGAGUUAAGGUGAUAAGGACUCUGAGAAGUGAUCUGAUCUCUCCAGCCGAGAGCGCGGUCAAAGCCAGAGCAACACAAAUUAUCAAUAAAUUCUCGCUGUCCUCAUUAGCGAUGGACACGGGCGGGGUAGGGUCUGCUGUCGGAGGUUCGGGAACUCAACUCCAAGCUCCUGGGGCGUCGACGUUCGCGCAAGCCGAAGAUGCAAAGUCCCGCAUUACCUCCGCAAUUACUGCACUAUAUCUAUUAUCCCCAACCCCCCAUACAUCGAUUCUGGCGUCUGAAUUCCAGCCAGAAUUGCUCCUUGUAACGCUGAAGGGCUAUAUCCAUACAUGUCUAACUUCAUCGCUAGCUUCGUUGUCGCGCUCGUUGUCGAUGCUCCCAACUCUCGACCGGACGCUUCAAGAAACAUCUGCUAAGUGCCAAAACAUUAUGGCUUUUGAAGCUCUCCUAGAAACCAUCAAACCUCCCGCUCACCCUUUUCUUAACUACAAUUACCCCUCACUUUCCAUACACUCGGAAGCCACAACUAGACCUACAUCAAACCCAUCCAUCAAAGUCAAAGACAACCUUCUCCAACCAUUACUUCAAUGCCUCGACACAUCUUCUCUCCCUUCCUACUUCUGGCGCUCACUAGCCUCGUCCCUCUCAACACGGGUUCAAGAGAUUAUCAACCGCGGGGGCGUCUCCGCAAGAACCCUGAGAUCGAACCGGGAGCGACUCCGUGAGCAAUUGAGGGAGUGUGUUCUGCGGGGUUCGCAUCUACCAAAUAAUAGCGUCACUAGACUUGGAGGGUCUACGAGUCCUAUUGUGGUGGGUAACUGGGAACGAGAAGCAGCUGUGAUGAACCCUACCUUGGAGAAGGCGAAUAAGGAUAUUUUCACCAUGAUAGGAGAACGCGAUCUGACCCAUAAUUGA